GCUGUCCGUCACCCGGUGAAAACAGGAGGGGCGGAACGGCUUGGUUGAGUCUCGAUGGCCACUGCGGCGUCUAAAGGGAUAACUUUAAAAUGAUUGAUGCACGCGCGUUAUUUGUUCCGUCAAAUAUAUGUUCAGACAGAAAGGUGGACAGAUAGAGGAUGGUGGAAAUAAGUUGUUUGUUUGCUCAUUAAUACAGCACUUGGCGGGUUAGCAUUGCAUGCUAACGCAUCAGCGGCAUAUCACGAGAAGCACAUCUAAGUAAGCUAAUUAGCCAAGAAGCUAGUUUCUCUUCUCGAUUAUAACUAACUGAACGUUAUUGUGCUUCGCUAGUAAGACAAUCGUGUGAGAAUAAUACAAGCUCUCGUGCUUUCGGGCUCGGUGUGUUGGUUUUUCCGUCGUGGUAGUGUUGUUACGCGUCUUUCAUUUAAAAACUGCAGGGUUUGGAAAUUUGGGCUUGCUGUGGUCUGACGAAGGAGCAUCAAGCUAAGCUAACAAGCAGGAUAGCUGUAACCCGUGUACUGCACGGACCCCGUGGCUUCUGCGCGUGCUCAUCCAGGCUAAAAUCGUAUUAAGGAAAAGUUUAGAGAUGGACACAUGUUUUAGUAAACGGGCUCGUGAUCUCGGGUUAGGCUGGUCAUGCAUGUAGCUAGCAGCUGCUUUCGAUUGUAGACCUCCUUAAACGUGCAGGAAUUGUUAGCCUUCGCUAACUGCCUGAAACCUGCGAGAUGCGCAAAUAAAAGCGUCGCUUUGGCUGCUUUCAACGAUGUAGCUUUAUAAGCAGAGGAACUCUAGGCGGUACUGGACGAAUCCGGACAUUAGUUAGCACCGUGAACCACCGAGCAAUGAUGGCGCAAGAGAAGAUGGAGUUGGACUUGGACAUCACGUCGGCUCUGCUUCAGGGAGACGGACACUUGAGGCGAUCUAACAGCGAGCCGAUGAUAAACGGCUUAAGUGACACCUCUCAGGUUUUCCAGAGAGAAAUACUACGCAGCAGACGGAACAGCACAACUCUUGUUAAUCGACCUAACAUGGUUCCGUCUUCCCCGGUUCGCAUCCCGAGCACCAGGCUUGAAAGAAUCAAACAGGAGGAGGGGGUUGAUGUGAUGAACAGGGAAACGGCUCAUGAACGGGAGGUGCAGGCGGCCAUGCAGAUGAGCCAGUCAUGGGAGGAAAGUCUUAGUCUGAGCGACAAUGACUUUGAGAAGUCUUCAUCAUCAUCCCCGAAGCGCAUUGAUUUUGUGCCUGUCUCUCCAGCUCCAUCUCCCACCAGAGGAAUUGGGAAGAAGCAGUGCUUCUCUCCAUCUCUGCAAAUCUUGGUGAGCAGUAAUGGUCUAACUCCCAGCCCUAUUCCCAGUCCAACACGUCGCUUCAGCAGGAGGAGUCAGAGCCCCAUUAACUGCAUUAGACCCAGCAUUUUGGGCCCGAUUAAACGGAAAGUUUCAGGUGAAAUGGAAGCAGAAAGCCAGCCAAAGAGACUUUUCCAGGGUAUCACCACCAUGUUGUCAACGGAAACUGCCCACCUGCCUGAACACGGCUCAUGUUUAUCCCCUGACCUGCUUGAUGGAAGCCUCAGCAGUGUUGGCUCCUCUUCAGGUUCUCCAGCUAAGAUGGAAGGGGUCUCGCCCUCCUCGAGCAACUCUCCAUUCACCCCCCUCCAGGAUCUUUCACCUAAGUGAUCAAAAUAUUGUAUCAAAUCGCAAGAAAGGUCACAUGAACGAGCCUCUGGAGUUUCUUGUACUUCUGUUCCAUGCCUUCCCAAUUGUGCUUUUGUUCUUGUCUUUGAUUUUUCUGAUGAGGAUUUGCUUUCUCAAUGGGACAGUGUGGGGAAGCUCUGUAAUAAAAGAAGCCAAAGCCCUGCAGGUAAUUUGUAUGGACUGUACCAUUGGGGUAGUCGGCAGGGGUUGAAGACUGUGAAUGCUGUUUGCACCAGCUGCUAUAUAAAGGUGUAAUAUUUUGGGGUGAAGCUCCAUAAUGAAACAAACAGCAUUUCAGUACCCUGAAUGAAUUUUCUUAUAGUUCUAUGAAAUGAGGGGAAUUCUAAUAUAAAAAUAAAGCUCUUAGUGAGCGAAGCGUUCCCUCUUGCAACAGUACCAUUAGGUUGCCUGUGGCCAGGCCUAUUACUAUAGAUCUUUAAUUUACAUGAGCAGAUUGCGAACAGGUAUUGUGUGAAAGAAUUUAACUUAUUUUUGGUUCCAGCCUUUUUUUUUUUUGUUAGUAUGUACAUACAUUGUGAUGGCUAUUAGCUUGUCAUUUGAAUCUGUGUUGGACUGAAUGUGUGCACAGUGCUCAAGCAGUUAACUGACAGUUGGGUGCAAUGGCACUCGCAUACAUUUACAACAGAGUUUGUAUCUGCCUUUGGCCAAGUGUAUAAGGAUCAGCCUUUCAUUAUUCAUGUAGAUGGAAGGAGGCGGCAACACCGUUGACGAGUGCCUAUUUAUCACUCUUGGUGCUUCAUUAAGUUUUUCUAAUGGAGUUAACGGUUGCCGUCGGCUAUUUAGGAAUCAGUGCAAAUGUUGGUUGAAUGCAAUAUUAAUGGGGAUGUGUACCACUAAAUCCAGGAUUUGAACACUACAGCACAUGCAACAGUCUGAGUUGUCAUUUAUCUUAAGGUCUACCACCCUACAACAUGGUUUAGCCUUGUCAGCUUUGGAGAAGUGAACUGCCUUGCUGCAGUGUGUCUUACAAGCCUUUUUAAACACAGUCGCUUCACCCUUAUUCGCUCGUCUUUGAAUAAUCACUGUGUGACAGUACCAACCUUAAACAAAGGAGUUAUGUGUUUAAUGCCUUUUUUUGCAUGGGGUGAACUACUACAGGCCACUGUCAGGAAUUUCAGAGAGAAAUUCCUGAAGCAGUUUAGAUAAAUGGAAGAAUAGCGGUGGCUGACGGAGACAUUUGAACAUGCAAUGGAAAAGAUUAAUGUCUGGAUGACGGUCAUCUACUGAUUCAUGAAAGUAGUGUGCCAUUUAAAGGUCUGUAAAUAAGAAAGAUGUAAAAUUGUACUUGUGUAAGUUGUUCACUUGAGCUUUUGUUAUUUUUAGUAAAUAGUAUUUUUUGUAAAUGGGUUUUAUGAAUUAGUUUCCUUUAAAAAAAAAAAAAAGAAAAAAGAACAAAAAGAAAAGAAAAAGAAAUGGCUUUAUUUCCUCAGAGCAUGAUGCAUCAUAACUGUUUUGUUCUUAUUUGCAAGCAGGAAAAUGAUUGUAAAUUCUGUUUUUCAUGGAAGUGAAAUUAACUGUGUGGUUUAUUGCCCCAUAUUAGAAAUAUGGCAGAAGCAAAACUGCACUCUACAUCCUUUCUCUGAAUGUCUUUCUUUGCAAAGAGGAAAAAAAAAAGCAGUAAGUGGGUCAUGUAGGUCCCCUUACUGUACUGUAUUAACGGUUGAUGUGUUUGUGGUUUGAUUUACCAGUUUGUUUAUUUUUUUUGUCCUGUGGACUGUGUCCUGUCUGAUCUUUUAUUUAAAUUCCUGUCCUCUUCCAAGAGUGUAAACCUUAAGCUUGUGUGUUGAGUGAGUCGAGUGCUUUGCUGAGCUCUGUUCUGAAUGGACAAAGAGAUUUUUUUUUUUGUCCCCUUUAUCCAGUGAUCUUCAGAUUACAAAAUAAAUUAUUUGUCCGGCAA
Molecule: messenger RNA, 3612 nt
Organism: Hemibagrus wyckioides
Lineage: Eukaryota; Metazoa; Chordata; Actinopteri; Siluriformes; Bagridae
Gene: pabir2
Product: PABIR family member 2
Exons: 10
Coding region: 843-1676 (277 amino acids)
Molecular function (GO): protein serine/threonine phosphatase inhibitor activity
Source: RefSeq, a predicted model, not a curated record